Molecule: messenger RNA, 1335 nt
Organism: Porites evermanni
Lineage: Eukaryota; Metazoa; Cnidaria; Anthozoa; Scleractinia; Poritidae
Source: the annotation of a GenBank genome assembly
AUGGACAAUCUUUCACUGUUUAGCCAAAGCGCUUCUGUUAGCCAUCCGACCGUGGCUGACUUCAUCGAGCCCGGUAAAGAUUCACCGUAUGUUGGAAGUCCUUUUGUGGACUCAAGCCCCAGUAUGAUCUCUCGAACGGCUUUCAACCUGGCCCACAGAUUUCCCGAACCCAUGGCAGACACCAAGGCAGUGUUUAGCUCACAAACCGGUGGCUAUCCGGCGUUUACGCCUCACACCAGUCAGGUCAGGGCAGCGUGUGCCGCUCAAAACCUCAAUAGCCGAGAUUACCUCCAUCGUCAAGACCAUCUGCAAAGCUCGAACACUCUUGCCCAUGGCCAUGGGCAUUCGUUAUACGAGCCUGUGGCACCGGGAACAGGACGAUAUCCCCCUUGUCAGGGACCUUCGAUCCACUCUAACUUCAGUCCUCUGGCACUGCAUCAAGCAAGACCAGAUAUAAAGCGACACAAUUUUUAUCCGUCGAUGAAUGGCCCUCCCGAUCCUGAAGCGCCACAAAGGCCAGCUUUUCCAUUUCCAACGCCAAGCGCAGAUGUUUACUCGCGGAUGGAUAUGUACUCGCAGUCGCCCUACAGUUAUGAACAUCAUCGUUCUCUUAAUUACGCACAAAUGCACUUCCCUCAAUUUAUGAGUCAGCCCCCAAACAAAAUCAUGACCUGUGAAUGGAUUGAUCCCCAGAACUAUCCGAAGAACAAGAUCUGUGGGAAGCAAUACACUAGUAUCCACGAGAUAGUUAGACACCUAAAUGAUGAACACGUUAGCCAGAACGAUUCCCCAUUGCACGUGUGCUUUUGGAGAAACUGUGGACGUAACGGACUUCCCUUUAAAGCAAAGUACAAGCUGGUGAACCACAUUCGCGUUCACACAGGAGAAAAGCCAUUCCCAUGUCCUUUUCCCGCGUGUGGAAAACUUUUCGCUAGGUCUGAGAACUUAAAAAUUCACAAACGAACUCAUACUGGUGAAAAACCCUUCGUUUGCGAAUUUCCGGGCUGUGAUCGCCGCUUCGCCAAUUCAAGCGAUAGAAAAAAGCAUUCUCAUGUCCAUACAUCAGAUAAGCCAUAUAACUGCAAGUACCAGGGCUGCAACAAAAGCUACACUCACCCAAGUUCGCUUCGGAAGCAUAUGAAGCUUCAUGGAAUCUCGCCUUCCCCGCCGCCGCUACACGAAUCUAGUAGUCUGGAUAGAAGUCGUCUGAGUACUCCUUCACCACCGGAACAUCUUCGUCACUCGAUCAGCUCUUCCAACAGCCAAUCCUGCAGUGCGAGUACGACCAGUGAACGUAGUGAACGCGAAGUCAGCACGAACUGGUAUUCAUGUUAG